AUGAAAGGCGGCGCCGUGACGGGUAUUCGCGACCCAUCCCUCAUCAGACGGUCAUCAGACGGGACCUACUUCCUCUUCGGCACCAUGGGGAACGGCACGGUACACACGGCACACAGCAUCCACGGGCCAUGGACAAGAGAGGCUGAGGGCGCGCUCGACAUAGCCCAGACGGUCGUGGGCCCGCAGGUGUAUGAGAUCGACGGGACGUACUACAUGUACUAUUCCCAGCACACCGGAAAGCCGCCGGACUGGUACUAUACGGCAAAUAUCCAUGUGGCCAGCUCCAAGACGAUGGAGCACGGCUCAUGGACGCUGCAUGGAGAGCUGGACAUUCCGAUGAACAACGAGAGGCUGGCGAAUCACAAGUCGACAGAUGGGUACAAUGUCCUGGACGCCUCGCUGCUCGUCGCAGACGGGGCUAAGGACAAGUACUACCUCUCCUUUGGAUCCUACUACACUGGCUUGUAUCAGACGCCACUGAAUAGCCCGAUCAAUAUGAACGCCAAGGAAACCGCGCAGGAGAUGACACACCUGGAGUACAACUCGACAGGCGGACACUCAACAGAAGGCAGCUUCCAGUUUGCCUGGCCGACCGACGGCUCCGCGCCGACCAAGUACUAUCUCUUCUUUAGCAGCGGGCAGUGCUGCAAGUUCCAGACGCGAGGGGUGCCGCCACCAGGAGACGAGUACAAGAUCAUGGUGUGCCGAGCCGACCACCCAGCUGGCCCGUACCUCGAUCAAGACGGGAGGAACUGCUUGACCCAGAACGGCGGCACGAUUGUGCUGGGCAGCCAUGGCUCGGUAUACGCGCCGGGUGGACAAGGCGUGAUGUACAGUGAGGAGCUGCACUGCGUCGUCCUGUACUAUCACUAUACGCCAGCAAACAAAGGGAAGCCGGACCUGAGUGUUGGCGACACGGGAACAUACUUCGGAUUUAAUCAGCUGAGUUUUGACAAACAUGGCUGGGAGGGCUGGCCAGUGAUCACGCUUGCCACGGGGGAUGUGUCGACGGCACCAGCGGACAGUAUGUCGACUCACGAGUCGUAG
Molecule: messenger RNA, 1047 nt
Organism: Cryphonectria parasitica EP155
Lineage: Eukaryota; Fungi; Ascomycota; Sordariomycetes; Diaporthales; Cryphonectriaceae
Product: family 43 glycoside hydrolase
Exons: 1
Coding region: 1-1047 (348 amino acids)
Biological process (GO): carbohydrate metabolic process
Molecular function (GO): hydrolase activity, hydrolyzing O-glycosyl compounds
Source: RefSeq, a predicted model, not a curated record